This is a messenger RNA of Erythranthe guttata (spotted monkey flower), 1866 nucleotides long. RefSeq names its product alanine aminotransferase 2, mitochondrial. Lineage: Eukaryota; Viridiplantae; Streptophyta; Magnoliopsida; Lamiales; Phrymaceae. Gene Ontology annotation, molecular function: pyridoxal phosphate binding; L-alanine:2-oxoglutarate transaminase activity. The record is from RefSeq and is a predicted model, not a curated record. Gene Ontology annotation, biological process: biosynthetic process.
AUGUUGCCACUUUGUUUGAUUUUAUUAUUUGAUUUUGAUUUUGCAGACACAGGAAUUAUUAAAAGAUUUAAAUGGGCCCCAUAUACAGUUACAUUUCCAUUUCCGCGUCGUAGCGUACAAUCCCAUUUCUUCAUCUUCUCUAAAAAAAAUCUAAUCUUUAAUCUCUCUCUCUCUCUCUCUCUCUCUCUCUAUCUGCGUUUCUUUCUCUCUCUUCAUCUUUCUUCUAAUUCCAUGGCUUCCACUCCGAUCACUAUCGACACUAUUAACCCCAAGGUUUUGGAGUGUGAGUAUGCAGUUCGUGGCGAAAUCGUCAUCCUUGCUCAGAAAAUACAAGAAGAACUGAAGAACAACCCCAAUUCUCAUCCUUUUGAUGAGAUAUUGUACUGCAACAUCGGAAAUCCGCAAUCCCUUAGCCAACAGCCAAUCACCUUCUUCAGAGAGGUUCUUGCUUUAUGUGACCAUCCUGCUAUUUUGGGUAAAUCCGAAACACGGGUUUUAUUUAGUGGCGAUUCGAUAAAACGAGCGUCUCAGAUUUUAGAUCAGAUUCCUGGGAGAGCAACCGGUGCGUAUAGUCACAGUCAGGGUAUCAAAGGGCUGCGUGACACAAUUGCUGCUGGCAUCGAAGCCCGGGAUGGAUUCCCGGUUGAUCCGAACGAUCUUUUCUUGACAGAUGGCGCAAGUCCAGCGGUUCAUAUGAUGAUGCAGCUAUUGAUAAGGUCGAAGAAAGACGGCAUUCUUUGUCCGAUUCCUCAGUACCCUCUUUAUUCUGCUUCGAUUGCGCUCCACGGAGGCACUCUUGUUCCGUAUUAUCUAGACGAAGCAGCUGGAUGGGGAAUGGAGGUAUCGGAGCUUCAGAAGCAGUUAGAAUCGGCAAAAUCGAAGGGUAUUAUCGUCCGAGCCUUGGUGGUUAUAAACCCUGGCAAUCCCACAGGGCAGGUUCUGGCUGAGAAAAAUCAAAAGGAAAUCGUUGAUUUCUGCAAAAGGGAAGGGCUUGUUCUUUUGGCAGACGAGGUAUAUCAAGAAAACGUUUACGUGCCAGAUAAGCAGUUCCACUCUUUCAAGGAAGUAGCCAGGUCGAUGGGCUACGGAGACAAAGAUAUUGCUCUAGUAUCUUUCCAGUCCGUGUCGAAGGGUUACUACGGAGAAUGUGGAAAGAGAGGAGGUUACAUGGAGAUCACCGGUUUUAGUCCCGAGAUUAGGGAGCAAAUAUACAAAUUAGCAUCGGUUAAUCUUUGUUCUAAUAUAUCCGGUCAGAUUCUCGCAAGCCUUGUAAUGAACCCUCCAAAGGUGGGAGACGAAUCCUAUGAUUCUUAUUUCGCGGAGAAAAACGCAAUCCUAUCAUCACUAGCGAGGCGGGCUCAAAAACUGGAAGAUGCGUUUAACGGAUUAGAAGGAGUGAGCUGCAAUCGAGCGGAAGGAGCAAUGUAUUUAUUUCCUCGAAUUGUUUUGCCAAACAAAGCCUUGGAAGCUGCAAAGGAGGCUAAAACGGCACCCGAUGCAUUUUAUGCUCGUCGUUUACUUAACGCAACUGGUAUAGUUGUUGUUCCUGGUUCUGGAUUUGGACAGGUUGAUGGAACAUGGCAUAUAAGGUGCACAAUAUUGCCACAAGAGGAUAGAAUAUCAGCUAUUAUUACUCGUCUCACCAAAUUCCACACUGAAUUUAUGGAUGAAUUCAGGGGCUGAAUUAUUUAAUUUCAAGAAUGACUAUUUUAUCCUCUACUUUUUUUAAAUUUCAAGAAUGACAAUUUUGUCCUCUACUUUUUUUAAUAAAGAAUUGACUGAGUCCAUUUGUGUACUUUGAUAAUUGGCUGAGGAUUUGCUGUUGAAUGAGAGUAUCAAGGUUUUCUUGGUUUAAUUGUUUAGGAA